Gossypium raimondii (Peruvian cotton) is the source of this 915-nucleotide messenger RNA. RefSeq lists its product as uncharacterized. The coding region runs from base 1 to 915 and encodes 304 amino acids. The transcript is spliced from 2 exons. The record is from RefSeq and is a predicted model, not a curated record. NCBI's taxonomy places the organism in Eukaryota, Viridiplantae, Streptophyta, Magnoliopsida, Malvales, Malvaceae.
AUGGGAGUUGUUGAAAAGUUAGACAACUAUCUUGGUCUUCCUCUUCUUGUUGGUAAAAGGAAGUCUUUAGAUUUUAAGGAUAUGACUAACCGUUUCUCAUGCAGGAUCAACAGCUGGUCUAAGAGGCUUCUCUCAUAUGGAGACAAAGAAAUAUUCAUCAAAGUAAUUUUACAAUCACUCCCAACUUAUGCUUUUUCAAUUUUCCUUGCUCCUAGGGGUGUUUUAGAGGAUAUGCAAUCCAAGAUGAGUCGGAUGUGGUGGACUAGCAAAGAGAAAGGAAAGGCUGUGGAAAAACCAUCCUACACUUGGUCAAGUAUUAAUGCUACUGCCAAAGCUCUUAAAGAUGGCUUCGAGUGGAAAGUUGGAAAUGGACAAAGUAUCGACAUCAGAAGAGAUAACUGGGGCUUUGAAAGCUUAAACGGUGACACGUUGAACCCUAAUGUUCUAAAUUUGCAUGAAAGAAAGGUUAGAGACCUAUGGAGCAUUGACCAGUGGAGUUGGAAUAAAAAGAGGGUGAGGGAGCUUUAUGACAGGUUUAUGGGGGACCAAAAUUUCAAUUUAUCUCUUAAUGGUAAAGAGUCGAAUGAUAGGGUGGUUUGGUUUCACAACCCUUCUGGCUUCUACACAUCUAAAACAGCGUACUCUUGGCUCCUUCUCAGACAAAUGGGUUUUGGCCCUCAUAGAGCCUAUUGGAAAAUUAUUUGGAAGCUUAACACACUCCUGAAAAUCCAUGUCUUCACAUGGCGUGUGGGUCAUGAGAUCCUCCCCACGAACGAUAAAAUUGCUUCUAUUCACCAUGGCUUCUUGAAAGACUAUACGAGAUACAGUGCGAGUGCUGAAACACUUAUCCAUGCACUCAAAGAUUGCCCAAAUGCCAGGACCAUUCUUACUGUUGGAGGGUUUGAAGAAAAUUGA